Molecule: messenger RNA, 604 nt
Organism: Oppiella nova
Lineage: Eukaryota; Metazoa; Arthropoda; Arachnida; Sarcoptiformes; Oppiidae
Source: the annotation of a GenBank genome assembly
GGUCACUGGUUUUAGUAAAAUAAUGCUUCAAAACGGAAAGGAUGUCGUCUUCACAAGUCAUGGACCCGUUUGGGCCAGUCUUAGACGGGUUGCCCACUCAGCGGUCAGAAAACUAGCCGUAAGUGAGAAGUUGUCGGAUUUGGUGGACGAUGUGGUCAAUGAAACCGUUGAGACAAUCAUUAGUAAUGAAGGCAUCGGUAAACCAUUUAAUCCCAAGACCUAUAUCUAUAUGUCUGUAAUAAACAUAAUCGCGUCGUCAGCUUUUGGCAAACGAUACUCUUUUGAAGACAAAGAACUCAAGUUUUAUGAGGAAAGCUUUGAGCACUUCAGAGCCAACUCUAGUAAAUUAGCCCUAACUGACCGAGUUCCUAUACUCAAACCAUUUUAUGCUAAUGUGGUCAACAAAACCAUACAAACAGUGAAAGGACUGUCGAUGAGUGUGAAACAGAAAUAUUUGGAUCGACUGAAAGUGCAUUCUUCGGGAGUAAUCCAUGACUUCUGCGAUGCGCUCAUUGAAGCCAAAGAGGAGGCCAUCGCUGACGAGAAAGAGAGCGCUUCCGCCUUAACUGAUGUCAACCUUUCACUGCCGGUGUCGACACAACAC